AUGAGGUGCAAGAAACAUCUUGCCGACUUGAGUAGCGGCGUUGGCGUGUGUGCCACUUGUCUCCGGGAGCGUCUUCUGGAGCUCAUCGCGGCUCAGGUGCAGGCUCAGGCGCAAGCCCAACAGGCUCAAUUAGCGCGCGCUGCCGUUGAAGAUGGUCGGAAACAUGACCCUCCGCCGCUGAUUUUCCCUCGGUCUGUUUCUCCUUAUGUCAGUCGGCGGAAAUCUGAUGAUAAUAGUGCCACGUGGAUCCACAAUCAACGGUUCUACAGCACUCCUCAGGUGGGCCCAACUUACAGCACCACAUCCACCACCUAUUUUGAAGCCACCAGAUCGUUCAAAAAGAAGAACAGGUUCUCGCUUUUUUCGAAUCUGUUCAGGUCGAGAUCCGAGAAGUUCAAUUCCGAUCCUAGGGUUCAUUUUCAUCGGGAAUCGUGCGACGAGCCUUCCACAUCAUCGGCAUCCCCGUCAUGGUUCGCAGCAAUCUUUCCCGUUCGUCGGAAAAAGCAGCAAUCAUCGAAGACAUCUCGCGUGGAUCAAUUUGAGCAAUUCGGUCCCGGCGAUCGGAGAUCAUGUAGAAUCAUAGAUCGGGGAAUGUCGCCAGCGAUUGAAGUGGAUUCAGGAGACGAGUGUGAUCAACCGCCAUCUGGAGCCUCGCCGGAGGCAUCGCCGCGAUGGAAAAUGACACCGACGGCAGCGAGGAGACCGAGGGGCGGGACGAGGAACAACAUUUCGGGAUUAGCGUUUUGCUUAAGCCCACUCAUGAGGCCGAGCCCGAACACGCACUGGAACCAGAAGGGCGGAUUGCCACCGGACAUGUCGUUCAGCGGAGAAUCUCGACCGUCGACGAAGAAGCCCCAUCUGGCGAGCGCCGCAGGAUUCCACGCGAAUCGGUCCAGGAAGCUUGCUGAUUUUGGCAGGGUCAAUCGUAACCGUUGA
Messenger RNA from Gossypium raimondii (Peruvian cotton), 936 nucleotides. RefSeq lists its product as uncharacterized. NCBI's taxonomy places the organism in Eukaryota, Viridiplantae, Streptophyta, Magnoliopsida, Malvales, Malvaceae. The transcript has a single exon. The coding region runs from base 1 to 936 and encodes 311 amino acids. The record is from RefSeq and is a predicted model, not a curated record.